This is a messenger RNA of Prorocentrum cordatum, 501 nucleotides long. The record is from the annotation of a GenBank genome assembly. Lineage: Eukaryota; Dinophyceae; Prorocentrales; Prorocentraceae.
AUGGGCGGCGGCGAGGGCGACUGCUGCCCGGGCCCCGGGGGCGGCGGCAGGUGCUCGGCGGACGUGCGCGUGGAGGACUUGCUGGCGUCAGGCCCGAGCUCCUCCGCGCACGGCCACGCCGAGGACCCCGAGGACUCCUACGAUUGGUACACGUUCCCGCGCGCCAUGGAGGCGCUCGCCGCCGACCCGCACGCCCGGGCGGCGCUCGCUACCAUGGCGUGCGCGCUGGCCGCGGGCGCCGCCGGAGGCACGGUGCCCAACCAGUGGGGCGGCGUCUUCGGGCAGGAGUGGACCGCGCGGGCCUUCUCGAUGCUCCCAGGGCCGCCCCUGAAGCUGGAGCCCAGCGGAUGCACCAUCGCGUCCUUGCUGGCGGCGUCGGCGGACGCGGGCGGGAGAGACACGGGCGUUGAGGGCGGCGUCGCGGAGGAGGACCCCGAGGCCGCCAUGGGCGAGCCGCCGAGCAAGAGGCCGCGCGCUGAGCCAGGCGGCGCCGCCGCGUGA